Rhineura floridana is the source of this 2413-nucleotide messenger RNA. Its product is annotated as cytochrome P450 1A5-like. The transcript is spliced from 7 exons. Gene Ontology annotation, biological process: progesterone metabolic process; hormone biosynthetic process. The record is from RefSeq and is a predicted model, not a curated record. Bases 395 to 1939 code for a protein of 514 amino acids. Lineage: Eukaryota; Metazoa; Chordata; Lepidosauria; Squamata; Rhineuridae. Gene Ontology annotation, molecular function: oxidoreductase activity, acting on paired donors, with incorporation or reduction of molecular oxygen, reduced flavin or flavoprotein as one donor, and incorporation of one atom of oxygen; heme binding; iron ion binding.
CAUUCAGAAAGUACUGGUGGUGAUCAACAAGCCUGUUGGUUGGCUGAUGUGGGACACAUUACCAACUUUUCAUCACAAUCCCAAGGAGUUGGAGUGUUGUUGUUGGACUUCCUUCAAAACUUGCUGUUUGUUAGUCCAGACUUGGCUGCAAAGAUUAUUAUUUGGUCUAUGGAAGAGGAUGUGGAUGAAGCAAUCUGAAUGCUGUGAACAGAACAACCUCUGAAACUGCUCAGCACAGUAUCCACCAGUGGAACAGAAAGAUCUAGAUAUAUCUGGGGAAACAAACAAACAUUGGACUGCAAUAGCUACAACACUAUUCUAGACUCCAGUUUCUCCCGCCAUCUGAGAUACACAGUAGGGUUCUUCCUGCCUGUCCACGAUACCAACACUUGCGAUGUCACUGAUGGGAAGCCUGGGCACAAUCUCUGCUACCGAAGGGCUCAUUGCCAUUGCUGUCUUCUGCCUGAUCUUUAUGGUCCUUAAAUUCUUCUGGGUGCAGACACCCCAGGGCCUCAAGAGACUCCCAGGGCCAAUGGGCUACCCAUUGAUUGGCAGCAUGUUGGAGGUGGGGAAGAAUCCACACUUGAGUUUGACACAGAUGAGCCAGAAAUAUGGGGAAGUGAUGAAGAUCCAUAUUGGCACCACGUCAGUGUUGGUGCUAAGCGGCCUUGAGACCAUCAAACAAGCCUUGGUGAGGCAAGGAGGAGACUUCAUGGGCCGCCCUGAUCUCUACACCUCACGUUUCAUAUCAGGGGGCCAGAGUGUGGGUUUCAGUCCUGACUGCGGAGAGGAGUGGUGGUCCCGCAGAAAACUGGCCCAGAACGCCUUGAAAAGCUUCGCUGCCUCUAUCAGUCCUGCAACCUCCUCCACUUUCCUCUUGGAAGAGCACGUCUCCCAAGAGGCUGACCACCUGGUGAUGAAGUUGCAAGAGGUGAUGCUGGAGAAGAAAAGCUUUGACCCCUAUCGGUACCUUGCGGUCUCUGUGGCAAAUGUCAUUUGCGCCAUGUGUUUUGGCAAGCGCUACAGCCACGAUGACCAGGAACUACUCAGCAUUGUGGACACGACCGAAGAGUUUGUGGAAGUUGCAGCCUCUGGCAACCCGGCCGAUUUUAUCCCUGUGCUUCAAUAUUUCCCAAGUAACAGCAUGAAGAAAUUUAAGGCAAUUAACCAACGAUUCAACACUUUUGUGAAGAAAAUUGUCAAACAGCACUAUGCAAGUUUCAGUAAGGACCACAUCCGAGACAUCACGGACUCCUUUAUUGACCAAAGUCAAGAAAAUGCUAAGCUUCAGCUCCAGUCUGAUCAAAUAGUGAACCUUAUCAAUGACCUUUUUGGGGCAGGGUUUGACACAGUGACCACAGCCCUGUCCUGGUGUCUCAUGUAUCUUGUUGUUUAUCCAGAAAUCCAGAAGAAGAUUCAGGAAGAAAUAGAUGAGAGCAUUGGCGGAGAGCGCAAGCCACGGUUGUCAGACCGGCCCUUGUUGCCUUACACCGAAGCCUUUAUCCUAGAAAUGUUCAGGCACUCCUCCUUCCUGCCCUUCACAAUCCCCCACUGUACAACCAGAGACACUGUCUUGAAUGGCUACUACAUCCCUAAGGGCCUCUGUGUCUUUGUCAACCAGUGGCAAGUCAAUCAUGAUGAGAAUCUUUGGAAGGACCCUUCCUCCUUCAAUCCGGAGCGUUUCCUUACUGCCGAUGGGAAAGGCGUAAACAAGGACGAGAGUGAGAAAGUCUUAACGUUUGGCUUGGGAAAGAGAAGGUGCAUUGGAGAGCCAAUUGCCCGUUGGCAGAUCUUCCUCUUCUUGUCCAUUUUGCUCCAACAGCUGCAGUUCAGUGUUUCGGAUGGGGUGAAGGUAGACAUGACUCCUCGCUAUGGUCUAUCAAUGAAGUAUAAGAGAUGCGAACACUUCCAAGUGAAAAGACGUUUCCUGAAUGAGUGAAGACCAAUGAGUGAACUGUAAAGGCGUGUCACUAGUCUGGGGGAAGGGGAUCCGAAUGAUUACACAUGGAUACACACACAUACAUGGGAUGGAAUGAUCUGUCAGUUUAGGUUCUCUCAGUUUCUCAUUUUUCUAAUCUUAAAUCUGGCUCUUCACAUUUCUGCAGCAAUUUAAAAAAAUUCUCAUGAAAAUUCUUCAACAUUUUGGGGUGAAUUUCUCCAUCUUUGUAUGCAGUUCUGAUUAAUGUACACAUUUUUGCAAGCAAUUUAUCCUAAUAUAAUGCAUUUUUGUAUGUUAUUUUCAUCAAUAUACUCAUUUUGCACACUUUCCCCUAACAUAUGCAUUUUUUGGUAAACAUUGCUUUGUUGGAGAACUGUAUCACAAAAUUUGGAUAAGUGUGAAUUUCGAAGGAUGGCUGUGUUUCGGUUCUCUUUUGGAAAGUGCAAAUUUAAUAAAUCCAGCUUUAAAUGUGAA